ACUGAUUAUUAUCACAGUUUAUCGAGUUAUUUGACAAGACUUGGAUCAGAUCCAUCGAAAUUGUUUCCACGUAGAGCUUUCUUCGAUCAACUGAAGAAGUUUGGACGUUUUGGGAUGUCAAUGGCAAUGAUUGUGCUUCCAUUCUUUACGAGCCAAGCUGACGAUAUUCCAGACAUGGAUCAAAUGGCAGAAAAUAUGAAAGAAGCAAUGGACAAGGGCGAAGAAGUUGACACAAAAUUGUUCAAUUUCACUUCUGACAAAACCAAAGAUGCUUAUAAGACAAGAAUGGUUGGCGUUUUUGAAGAUGUUUACGAUCUUGGAUACAUUUGAAAUGUUUAUAAUUUUUUGAAGCAAUAAAUU
Messenger RNA from Clunio marinus, 360 nucleotides. The record is from the annotation of a GenBank genome assembly. NCBI's taxonomy places the organism in Eukaryota, Metazoa, Arthropoda, Insecta, Diptera, Chironomidae.